This is a messenger RNA of Dromiciops gliroides (monito del monte), 6834 nucleotides long. It is a transcript of the gene LOXHD1, whose product is annotated as lipoxygenase homology PLAT domains 1. The transcript has 41 exons. NCBI's taxonomy places the organism in Eukaryota, Metazoa, Chordata, Mammalia, Microbiotheria, Microbiotheriidae. The record is from RefSeq and is a predicted model, not a curated record. Gene Ontology annotation, molecular function: protein binding. Bases 1 to 6834 code for a protein of 2277 amino acids.
AUGAUGCCCCAGAGGAAGAAAAGGAAGAAAGAUAUUGACUUCUUGGCUCUGUAUGAGGAGGAGCUGCUGAACUAUGAAUCAGAAGACGAAGAGGAGCUAGAACAUGAUUACUACAAGACCAGAGUGUAUGAGGUAAUCACAAUGACUGGUGAUGUCCGGGGCGCAGGAACCAAUGCCAACGUCUUCAUCACCAUUUUCGGGGAGAAUGGGCUAUCUCCUAAGCUCCAUCUCUCGAGCAAGAGCGAAUCUGCCUUUGAAAAAGCCAAUGUGGAUGUGUUCCGUGUUCGAACCAACAAUGUUGGUACCAUCUACAAAAUCAGAAUCGAGCAUGACAACACUGGAAUGAAUGCCAGCUGGUUUUUGGACAGGGUCAUCCUGACUGACAUGAAGCGGCCCCACCUCAAGCACUACUUCAACUGCACUAGUUGGUUGAGCAAAGUGGAGGGGGACCGCCAGUUGUGCCGGGACCUGUUAGCCAGCUUCACCCCGAUGGAUGUUCCCAGGUAUAACAAGUAUGAUAUCAAAGUCUACACUGGAGACAUAAUUGGUGCGGGGACAGAUGCAGAUGUCUUCAUUAAUAUCUUUGGAGAAUAUGGUGACACAGGAGAACGGAGGCUGGAAAGUGAAAAAGACAACUUUGAAAAGGGGGCAGAAGAUAAGUUCACACUGGAUGCACCAGAUUUGGGGCAGCUGAUAAAAAUCACCAUUGGCCAUAACAAUAAAGGCUCAUCUGCAGGCUGGUUCCUAUCCAAGAUUAUCAUUGAAGACAUUGGGAACAAAAGAAAAUAUGAUUUCCCUCUUGACCGAUGGCUGGCCCUAGAUGAGGAUGAUGGCAAAAUUCAACGGGAUAUUCUGGUGGGCGGUGCUAUAACCACAGCUAUCUCCUACAUCGUUACAGUCAUAACAGGGGAUGUCCGGGGUGCUGGGACCAAAUCCAAGAUUUUCCUUGUCAUGUAUGGAGCCAGAGGAAAUAAGAACAGUGGGAAAAUCUUCCUGGAAGGGGGUGUGUUUGACCGAAAUCGGACGGACAUCUUCAACAUUGAGCUGGCUGUCUUGCUCAGCCCCCUGAGCAGAGUCUCCAUUGGGCAUGGCAAUGUAGGUGUCAACAGAGGCUGGUACUGUGAGAAGGUGGUGAUUUUGUGUCCCUUCACUGGUAUACAACAGACUUUUCCUUGCAAAAACUGGCUGGAUGAGAAGGAAGGCGAUGGACUGAUUGAGCGGCAGCUCUAUGAGGUGGUGUCCCUGCGGAAGAAGAGACUCAAGAAAUUUGCUUGGUCCCUCUGGGUCUGGACAAAUGACCUGAAGAAAGCUGCCUGUAAUGUCCCUGUUUUUAUCCAACUCUAUGGACAGAAGGGGCGAACAGAUCAAAUUCGUCUGAACCCAGGUCCACAGGGCUUUAAACCUGGCAAGAUUGACAAGUUCAGGCUGGAAAUCCCAGAUCUUGGAAGAUUUUAUAAGAUCAGAGUUUGGCAUGACAGUAAGAUUCCUGGUUCCGGAUGGCAUCUAGUAAAGAUGACACUGAUGAAUACCCUAACAAAGGACAAGUAUAACUUCAACUGUAACCGCUGGCUGGAUGUCAAUGAGGAUGACUAUGAGACUGUGAGGGAGCUAACUGCAGAGGGUCCGACAGUUCGGAGGAUAAUGGGAAUGGCCCAGUAUCGAGUGACCCUGUGUACAGGGAACGUUGAAGGAGCAGGGACAAAUGCCCGAGCCUUUGUCUGCCUCUUUGGUGAUGCGGGAGAUACGGGGGAGCGCACCCUGUCUAGCGUCAUCUGCAGGAACAACACCGAUAUCUGUCAAAAAGGCAAUGCGGAUGAAUACACCAUUGAAGCAGUCACCCUGAGGAAGGUAAAAAGAAUCAGAGUUGGACAUGAUGGCAAAGGAGGAGGCAGUGGCUGGUACCUGGAGCGAGUGUUAGUGAGAGAAGAAGGGCAGCCAGAGAGCGACAAUGUGGAAUUCCCAUGUAACAGAUGGCUUGACAGGGAUCAGGACGAUGGCCAGUUGAUCAGAGAAUUGUUACCCAGUGGCAGCAAUGCGACGUUGAAAAACUUUCGCUAUCAUAUCAGCAUAAAGACAGGAGAUGUUGGAGGUGCUAGCACUGACUCUAAGGUCUACAUCAAACUCUAUGGAGAGAAGAGAGACACCAUCAAGCAGAUCCUCCAGGUCUCUAACAAUAACCUGGGUGAUCAUUUUGAGCGUCGCCGAGUUGACGAGUUCACCCUUGAGACUAUGGACAUUGGAGAGAUCAACCGGCUUAUCAUUGGCCAUGACAGCGCGGGCAUGCGGGCAGGAUGGUUUUUGGGCAGCAUUCAGAUUCGGGUGCCCCGCCAAGGGAAGAAGUACACAUUCCCUGUCAAUCGCUGGCUGGACAAGAAAGCGGCUGAUGGGCGCACAGAAGUGGAGCUGUACCCCAGCGAGGUUGAAGAGAUUGAAACGUUGAUCCAUUAUGAGGUAGAGAUCGUGACCGGAGAUGUGGGCAAUGCAAGCACCAGUGCCCAGGUCUACAUGCAGAUCUAUGGGGAGGAGGGCAAGACCGAAGUGCUCUAUCUCAAAAGCCGCUCAAAAGUCUUCCAGCGGGGAAACAAGGACACCUUUCAGCUAGAGGCAGCAGAUGUGGGUGAGAUCUUCAAGAUCCGUGUGGGCCACACGGGCGAAGGCUUCGGGUCUGGCUGGUUCGUGGACACGGUGGAGCUGAGGCGGCUGGUGCUUCAGGAGGUGGAAGUCACCCCGGAGGAGGAAGCCCGAAAAAAGAAGGAGCAGGACAAACUGAGGCAGCUGCUGAGGAAGGAGAGGCAAAAGGCCAAGGAGCAGAGGAAGAAGAAAAAGAAGAGCAGCAACGUGGAGUCUGAGGAAGAAGAGUCCUCCUCGGAGGAGGAAUCUUCAGAGGAGUCGGAAGAGGAGACCGAGAUCGAGGAUGAAGAGGAAGAAUUUGGGCCGGGCAUGCAGGAAGUAGUUGAUGUCUACAAGUUUCAAGCCAAUCGAUGGCUAGCCACGGAUGAGGAGGAUAAAGAGCUUGUCAUGGAGCUGGCGCCGUCUGGAAGAUCGGGUCCUGAGCCCAAUACCUAUGAGGUCCAGGUGAUCACAGGGAAGAUGCCCAAAGGUGGCACUGAUGCCAACGUCUACCUGAAUAUCUAUGGUGAAGAGUAUGGGGAUACUGGGGAACGAGCUUUAAGAAAAUCAGAUAAAUCAAAUAAGUUUGAACAAGGACAGACAGACACUUUUAUCAUCAGUGCCAUUGACUUGGGACCCCUGAAGAAGAUUAGGAUUCGUCAUGAUAACUCUGGCAAUGCCUCUGGCUGGUUCCUUGAUCGAGUGGACAUCACUGACCAAAAUAAUGAAACCACGUACUACUUCCCAUGCCAGCGUUGGCUGGCAGUCGAUGAAGACGAUGGGCAGCUCUCCAGGGAGCUGAUCCCAGUGGAUGAGUCAUAUAUCUUGAAGGACGAGGAGAAUGAAGAGGAAGAGGGCCAGGAAGGAGGAACUGAAGACCCUGGGCUUGCCAACCUGGCCCUGGAUAUGAAAGAUAAAUCAACCAUGUAUUCAGUGACCGUGAAGACUGGUGACAAGAAAAGAGCAGGCACAGAUGCCAAUGUCUUCAUCACUCUUUUUGGCACAGAUGAUGAUACAGGGACAAUUCUCUUGAAGUCUUCCAAGUCCAGCAACAAGGACAAAUUUGAGAGAGGGAGUAUUGAAAUCUUCACGGUGGAUGCAUUUUAUCUUGGAGAACUUCAGAAAAUCAGGAUUGGUCACGACAAUACAGGCAAGUCCCCAGGCUGGUUUGUGGACUGGGUAGAGGUAGAUAUACCAUCCCUAGGAAAGUGCCUGAUGUAUCCUUGUGGACGAUGGCUAGGAAAAGAAGAAGAUGAUGGGGCCACCUUCCGGGACCUCUUCCACGCAGAGCUACAGACUAAAACUUAUACUCCAUAUAUUCCCUAUGAGAUAACCAUCUACACCAGUGAUGUCUUUGCCGCGGGGACGGAUGCCAGCAUCUUCAUCGUGAUCUAUGGCUGUGACGCCAUCUGCACCCAACAGAAGUAUCUGUGCACCAGCAAAAGGGAGCAGAAGACAUUUUUUGAGAGAAAUUCUGUCUCCUGCUUCAUCGUGGAGAUGGAGGAUGUGGGAGAAGUCAUUGAAAAAAUUCGGAUUGGACAUGACAAUGCAGGAAUGAAUGCCGGGUGGCACUGUGACCACGUGGAUAUCCGAAGGCUUCUGCCAGAUAAAGAUGGAUCAGAGACUGUGACUUUUGCCUGCGAUCGAUGGCUUGCCACCUCUGAAGAUGAUAAGAAGACUAUCCGAGAACUGGUCCCAUUUGAUAUGUUUACUGAGAAAGUAAUGAAAGAUGGGUCUUUAAGACAAAUUUAUAAGGAAAUAGAGGAACCUCUGGACAUUGUUCUGUAUUCAGUGCAGAUCUUCACUGGGAAUAUACCUGGGGCUGGAACAGAUGCUAAGGUCUUCAUCACAAUCUAUGGAGACCUUGGAGACACUGGGGAACGGUACCUUGGAAAGUCAGAAAACAGGACUAACAAAUUUGAAAAAGGAACGGCUGACACCUUCAUCAUAGAGGCUGCUGACCUGGGCGUCAUAUACAAAAUCAAACUCCGGCAUGACAACAGCAAGUGGUAUGCUGAUUGGUAUGUGGAGAAAGUUGAAAUUUGGAAUGAUACCAAUGAGGAUGAGUUUCUGUUCCUCUGUGGACGCUGGCUGUCCUUGAAGAAGGAGGAUGGGCGGCUAGAACGACUGUUUUAUGAGAAGGAAUACCAAGGUGACCGAAGCAGCAAUUGCAGCAGCCCUGCUGACUUUUGGGAGAUGACCCUCAGUUCCAAGAUGAGUGAAAUCGAUAUAGAUACUGUGACUGGCCCUCUGGUGAACUAUGUUCAGGAAGGUCCACUGAUUCCUUACCAUGUGACCAUUACCACGGGUGAGCACAAGGAUGCAGCCACUGAUAGCCGUGCCUUCAUCAUCAUUAUUGGGGAGGAUGAUGAGGUGUCCAACCGCAUCUGGCUGGAUUACCCCGGGACAAAGAAAGGUUUCAGCUGUGGCUCUGUGGAGAAGUUCUAUGUCGUUGGCCUGGAUGUAGGAGUCAUCAAGAAAAUAGAGCUGGGUCAUGAUGGAGCCUCACCAGAGAGCUGUUGGCUGGUAGAGGAGUUGUGUGUCGCUGUGCCUACCAAGGGGAGCAUGUACACCCUGCGCUGUGACUGUUGGCUGGCAAAGGAUCGUGGUGAUGGUCUGACCUCUAGUGUCUUUGACCUCCUAGAUGCUGUGUUUGUGAAUAUUGGUGUGAAGAUCAUGUAUGAAAUGACCGUCUGGACGGGUGACAUCGUUGGAGGUGGCACUGAUUCCAACAUUUUUAUGACACUUUAUGGUGUCAAUGGGAGCACAGAAGAGGUGCAGUUGGACAAAAAGAAAGCUCGGUUUGAGCGAGGACAGAAUGACACUUUCGUUAUGGAGAUUGAUGACAUUGCCCCGUUCACGAAGAUGCGGAUGCGGCUGGAUGGGCUGGGCAACCGACCCGAGUGGUUCCUGGACAAGGUCCUCCUGAAGAACAUGGACAAUGGAGACCUGACAAUGUUCUACUAUGGUGAGUGGUUAUCUGAGAGGAAGGGUGAAAAGAAGACCCUGGUCUGUGAGAUGUGUGCAGUGAUUAAUGAGGAAGAGAUGAUGGAGUGGACAUCCUACACUGUUACAGUCAAGACCAGCAACGUUCUGGGAGCUGGCACUGAUGCCAAUGUGUUCAUCAUCAUCUUUGGAGAGAAUGGAGACAGUGGUACCCUGCCCCUGAAGCGAUCCAAAAACUUUAACAAGUUUGAGCGCAGUGGGACAGACACAUUCAGCUUCACGGACAUGCUGAGCCUUGGUCAUCUCUGCAAGCUGAGGGUCUGGCAUGACAACAAAGGGAUAUUUCCCGGCUGGCAUCUGAACUACAUAGAUGUGAAGGACAACUCCCGGGAUGAGACAUUCCGCUUCCCAUGCGAACGCUGGCUAUCAAAGAGCGAGGGGGACAGACAGACAGUCCGUGAUUUGCGCUGUGCCAACAAUGAGAUCCUGGAGGAGAUGGAGGAAACCACGUAUGAGAUCGUCAUAGAAACCGGCGAUUCAGAUACCAGGGAGAAUGCCUGGAUCGUUCUGGAAGGAAGAAAGGACCGAUCCAAAGAACUUCUCAUUGAAAACAGCCCUAGGCACAGGGUGUUUAGAAAAGGCGCCACUGACAAAUUUGAAUUUGACAGCACCUAUGUGGGUGACAUAGCAGCACUGUGUUUGUGGCACAUGCCCAGAGAAGGACAGAGGAUGCCUCCCAGGGAGAUACUCUGGCAUGUGAAGACCAUCACCAUCACAGAGCUAGAGUUCAACAAUGUGUACUUUUUUAACUGUGACUACAAAAUCCCCCUAAAGAAAAAGAAAAAGUACUUCAAGGUGUUUGAGGUCACCAAAGUGACUGAGAGCUUUGCCAGUAAGGUCCAGAGCCUGGUGCCAGUCAAGUACGAGAUCAUCAUCACGACCGGUUAUGAGCAUGGAGCAGGCACAGAUGCCAAUGUCAUGAUCACCGUCUUUGGGGCCAAUGGUGACACAGGGAAGCGGGAGCUCCAGCGGCGCAUGCGCAACCUCUUUGAGAGGGGCCACACUGAUCGCUUCUUCCUAGAGACUCUGGACCUGGGGGAGCUGCGCAAGGUGAGGCUGGAGCAUGACGGCAAAGGUCCCUGCUCUGGCUGGCUGGUGGAGAGAGUGGAGGUCACCAACACCAGCAAUGGAGUCGCCACAAUCUUUGCCUGUGGGAAAUGGCUGGACCCAAAGAAGGGAGAUGGGCUGACAUGGAGAGAUCUCUUCCCUACAGUCUGA